UGACAUAAGUUUUGACAACGGCAAUUCUUCCCAAAAUAUUCUCUUUGGGUGUUGUGUUGAGUUUGUUUUUAAAUAGAAUUAGAAAUAAAAUCAGAAUACAGAAUAAUGACAAACAACUUUAAAGAAUUUGAUAAAAACUCAUCAGAUGAGGAUUCAUCUACUUACAAUGAUUCGAGUGAAGGUGAAUUAUCAGAUAAUGAUGAUUCAGACCAAAAUGAAAUGAGUGAAGAUGAAACCAGCGAAAAUAAGGUAGAAGAGGAAGAUGAUGAUGAAGAUGAAGUUAUUAAAGCAAUAAAAGCUGAGAAAAACAAACCCAGAGAUCAUCCCCCAAAUAUAAUAUGUGAAGAUUUCAUUGUUGAUAUAUCACUUCACCCUUCCAGAAAUUUAAUAGCGAUUGCAAACAUCGUGGGCGAUGUAUUACUAUAUGAAUAUAACAAUGAAGAAACAAAACUUCUGAACACAUUGGAACUUCAUCUCAAAGCCUGUAGAGAUAUUGAAUUUGAUAAUGAGGGAACCACCUUAUAUUCAACUGCUAAAGAUAAGACCAUAAUGGCAACAGAUGUUGAAUCAGGGAAACUAAAGAGAUGCUAUGAAAAUGCCCAUGAUGAACCAGUUUAUAGACUUGUAAAUCUGGAUAAUAACAAAAUUGUUACUGGUGAUGAUGGAGGUACUGUCAAGUUAUGGGAUAUGAGAAAACCUGAUCCUAUAUUUAGUAUCAAAAUUGGUGAAGAACAUGUCUCUGAUAUGAUAACUAAUGAUGCACAGAAGUAUUUAGUUUGUGCAAGUGGAGAUGGUGUUCUCACUUCUAUUGACCUCAAAGGAAGUAAAAUAUUCACGACAUCAGAAGAAUAUGAUUCGGAAUUAACUUGCUUAGGACUAUUUCGAUCAGAUACUAAGCUACUUGUAGCUUCAUCAGUUGGAAAAUUAUAUUUAUUUAAUUGGAAAGAAUUUGGCCUUCACAGUGAUGAAUAUAUUGGACAAAAACAUGCCAUCCAGUGCAUGGUCCCAAUUACACAAAACAUAGUAGUUACAUCAGGUGAAGAUGGUGUAUUGAGAGCAGCACACAUGUUCCCACAACGUCAGCUGGGUGUAGUGGGCCAACAUAGACUUCCUGUGGAACGUCUUGACAUAAGCCAUGAUGGCCAAUAUAUUGCUUCAUGUUCACAUGACAAUGAUGUUAAAUUUUGGAAUAUAUCAUACUUUGAAUCAAUUGAUUCCAUUAUAGAUGUUAAUCAUAAACAAAAUAAAAGAAGAGACCUAAGUAAUAACUUACCAUCAAGUAGUAUAAAAAACGCUUCAGAUUUCUUUUCUGGUUUAGCUUAAUACAAAGUUCAUACAUCAUUAUUGAGAAUUUUGGUUUCAUUUAUAUUUAUACUAAUAUAUAAAGAGAAAACAGCUUUCACACAAAGGGCCAUUUUCAAAAAUUUCACCAUUAGAAAGCUGCAUCUUUACUGCGCAAGAUAUGGUUUACAACACACAUAUAUUUCUCAUAAACGAUUUGGCUUGACUGAGAAAUACAAAAUAUACAUAAGUCGGUACAUGAAUGCAAACCAGUGCCAGAACAAUACAUAUGUAUAUCCACUACAUAUUAUAAAUAAUCAAUUACAUUUGUAUACUUAAAUCCAUACACAAUAAAGGAGAUGGAUCAAUAUUGCUGCCCAACCUAUAACAAUGUGACAUACCUCAAAAAAAAUUAUAUAUAAAUAAAUAUGGAAUACUUCCUAACUUCAUUUUUCUACUCUUUCAUAUUAUGAAGUACCUGCUAAGAAAAUAGACCAGUCGCUGUUUUGAACAAUUUGUUCGUAUGAGUAUUUAUGGACCAAUUUUAUAAAGUUUUUUUUUGUUAAGGGUACCUACCCAUAAGGCCUACGGCCAUAAAGUGAGGUCUCUGGGAUCCAGGAGAAAUAAAAGUAAAACCUCAAAAAUAAACUAACUAUUUCUUAA
Molecule: messenger RNA, 1944 nt
Organism: Spodoptera frugiperda (fall armyworm)
Lineage: Eukaryota; Metazoa; Arthropoda; Insecta; Lepidoptera; Noctuidae
Product: WD repeat-containing protein 55 homolog
Exons: 5
Coding region: 106-1323 (405 amino acids)
Molecular function (GO): protein binding
Source: RefSeq, a predicted model, not a curated record